Molecule: messenger RNA, 2051 nt
Organism: Boeremia exigua
Lineage: Eukaryota; Fungi; Ascomycota; Dothideomycetes; Pleosporales; Didymellaceae
Exons: 5
Coding region: 226-1899 (557 amino acids)
Biological process (GO): fatty acid biosynthetic process; acyl-CoA metabolic process
Molecular function (GO): fatty-acyl-CoA synthase activity; fatty acid ligase activity
Source: RefSeq, a predicted model, not a curated record
AGCAACAUCCCUCGGGUCCAGAAAGGCAGAGUACGCAACCGAGGCUGCUGUAUGCCGCGACUAGAGGAAUGACCGCAGAAACUAAACAUUGAAUCUCGAUAGGUAUGUAGCCUUGGAGCUGGAAAUACGGAAAGGUUGUAAGAGUACUACCUAUAGAGCUACUAUAGUUACUCAGUCGAAUCCGAUUCUUAUGACAAGCAACCUUGUUGCUUUCUUUUUCCCGCGAUGGCUUCCCAAAGACCAGAAUUCUUCAAUUUCGCAGUCAAUGUCAUCGACUAUUGGGCAGCCCAGCCAGGCAAUCUACAAGCCAUGCAGUGGGUGUCGCAAGAUGAGAGCUGCACAAAGACUAUGAGCUUUGAAUAUUUUGCACGCCAAUCGCACCGUAUCGCUGUCUUGUUUGAGCAAUGGGGCUUGAAAGAGGGCGAUACGAUGAUUAUGAUUCUUCCCCGAGUACCUGCAUGGUGGGAAAUAGCAAUUGGAGCCCUUCGCAGUGGAAUCGUUCUUUCUCCUGCAACAACUUUGUGCACCGAGAAAGACAUACAGUACAGAUGCGUCAAAAGCGCAGCCAAGGUAUUCAUCGGGGAUGCAGUCAGUGUUGCGAAAUUCUUGUCUAUCCAACAAGUCUGCCCAACAGUUGAGAAAGUCAUCCAAGUUGGGGAUGGUCCAAGUAAUCAAGCUAUCUCGCUCUACUCCUCGCUGGAGACGAUUUCUGCAGACGCGAAGUUCCAAGCAAUGCAGAGACACUGGUCUCGUCCGGCUUUGAUCUAUUUCACUUCAGGGACAUCGGGACCACCCAAGAUGGUGGGCCACAACCAAAUCUCUUACCCUCUUGCAAACGUAAACACCGGCAAGUACUGGUACCAGCUAGCUCCAGGUAGAGUUCUUUGGAAUACUGCAGAACAGGGUUGGGGAAAGGCUGCGUGGUCUUUCUUUGCAGCUUGGAAUUGCGGCGCAUCACUCUUUGUAUACGAUGAUCGUCAGGCUUUCAGACCCCAACGAACGAUCGAUAUCUUGCACCGAUAUCCAAUUACCACGCUUUGCGCCGCGCCCCUCGUUUUCCGACACUUGGUUUCAACACAAACACAAGAACACUUCAAGCAGAACCGUCCGAAGGCGUUAGUACACUGCACAGCUGCCGGCGAGGCACUUGACGCCGAGGUCACUAGGCGAUGGCAGCAGAUGACUGGGCUGGAAAUACACGAGGGUUAUGGUCAGACUGAAACAAUUUUGCUGUGUGGUAACCUCAAAGGAUCCAUAAUUCGGCCAGGAUCCAUGGGAAAGCCCGCACCAGGUGUACCCCUGCACGUUAUAACUUCCACUGGAGCCGACACAGCUGAUGGGGAGGAAGGUGAUAUGGCAGUCUUAUUGAGUGCUGGGAAAGAUAAAAGCGACUUCUUCGGGAUCUUCGAUGGGUACGUUGAAAGUGGAACCACGGUCCACCGAGAGGAAAAAACUUAUACAACGAACGGAGAGGUCAAGACAUGGUACUUGACCGGCGAUAAGGCAUAUCGUGAUGAGGACGGCUAUAUCUGGUUUGUGGGCCGGGCGGAUGAUGUCAUCAACACCUCUGGUUACCGAAUAGGCCCGUUCGAGGUGGAAUCGACACUAAAUAUGCAUCCGGCCGUUGCUGAAUCCGUGAUAGUAUCUUCUCCAGACGAUACAAGGGGCGAGGUUGUCAAAGCCUUCGUCGUUCUAACAGCAGAGUUCAAAGAUGCUGACCAGAACAAUCUCAGAGAACAGCUACAGGGUUUUUGCAAGAAGUAUGCUGCUCCAUACAAAUACCCCCGGAAGAUAGAAUUCGUGACAAGAGGUUUUCUUCCCAGAACCUCGAGCGGCAAAAUACAAAGGGCUAUUCUCAAGAAGAUAGAAUGGAGGAAUAGAGUCAAAGCAAGACUUUGAACGCGAUGGAAGUUGCGGCCUGAUGUUUAUCAGAGUCACUUUGAGACUGGGUACCCACAAACAUAGUGAUCUCUGGAGUAAAACCAGUACCGAAUGGAAUAAUGCGCUUGGCCCCUGAUCUGCGUCAUCCACCUCCCUACUAUGUAUUCUAG